This is a messenger RNA of Daphnia pulicaria, 3426 nucleotides long. Its product is annotated as mucin-17-like. The transcript is spliced from 9 exons. Bases 4 to 2826 code for a protein of 940 amino acids. Lineage: Eukaryota; Metazoa; Arthropoda; Branchiopoda; Diplostraca; Daphniidae. The record is from RefSeq and is a predicted model, not a curated record.
AAAAUGGAGACUGAAAAGUUUCUUGCUGAAACAUCAGCCAGUGGGCCUUCUCUACUACCAAAUAACGCCAAAGUCAGGAAUAAACUUCUAGCACCCAACAAAACCCAACUUCUAGCACUGAAACUGAACUCUCCCAACGGCCCAAAAAAACAACCUAAAAAGGCAGAAGAAAAAGUCAGAAUAGAUAACCUACAAGAAUCUGAACUACAAGCUCUUCUGGACGAAGUGUUGCAGUACAGUGGAAAACGGGAUGGGGAGAAAGGAUCAGAACUCUUUCAAGCCUUAUUAAGGGAGACCCAAGAAUCUGGCGAAGAGAGUCCCCCUGCCUUCAGACCAACUCAGACCACAUCAAACCCUGCUGUUCAGCAACGCAGACGAAGGUCAAGAAAGGAGACUAGUGUACCAUUUUCUCAUCAAACUACAGGAGUAUCUUCUGUUCAGUCAAAUACUGUGGCAGGAAGCAACAAAAAAGGAGGCUCAUUGCAAAAUAUUUCAUCUCAUAGCCAGAGUGAGUGGGGUAGCGUUCGUCGAAGAAAACGUCACGAUACUUCAGACAGCGGAUCGACUCUUGGAAGUCCACGUAAACGGGAAGGCGGGUCUUUACCCUGUGAUGUAGCGAGAGGCUCGAACAAAACAGUCAAACCAGAUGAAUUAGUUUUGACGAGCACUGAAGAUAUCCAUACCGAACCUUCUCGUUUGACUAAUGAUUGCGUCAUCAACAUGGAAGGAAUGAUAGAAUCCUCAGCUAAUUUUUCUGAAUUGGAAGAUAAGUUUCCUGAACCGUGGAAUAAUCAUCACAUCCGAAGGACUGAACACUCAACAAGCGUCAUAGAACCAAUGGAGCAGGACAUGGAAAUCUGUCCGUCGGAAAACGUUGGAAUAACCAAGAAACUCUUGUCGAAAAGCUCAAAAGAAUACGGAACUAUUCAAUGCGAAGUUGAUGCAGCCAUCCCGUUUGUACCUUUUGACUCCACUGCCAAUCAAGAAGUAAACAGAUCCAACACUGUAAAUGGUUCAUUAGACGACGGUAUUCCUCAUCAGCGGCGAAUUCAUCGUCAAACCGGAGGUAUCAGUGACUCGCGAAUGGACGAGAACGGCAAUCCGUUCGGAAGUGUCAACGGUACCUCCAUAUCGCCUUUCAUGCAUCGGACGAGCCCUUCCGGGAUAAGCACCACUAAUUUAACGUCCGUGAACACUAGUAGUGGCUUUUCAACGUCCAAAGCAGGUCAGCGAAAGCAGAAGAAGAAAAAUGGCAAAGACGAAAACGUUUUGUAUGCCAAAGAGAUUCCAGGUUUUGUCGGAAAUCGCAAUGUCGAUGAACUGCUCGAGUAUAUAGAGUCGUCUGAGAGUAACGGCAAAAAGGCCUCAGACAAGAAAACUGGGCUUAAACACAACGGAACAUUGGUUAAAGAUUCGUCUUCCAAAGUGAAGCCAAAAGAGAAGAAAAGUUCGUCCAAAUCACUCCAUCGUCAAAUGAAUUCAAACCAAGCCGAUUCAGAGGACUCGGAUACUCCAGGAGGCGGUUCCAUCAAUUCUCCUGUCGGAAAAGACGAAGAUUUCGUUUUUAGAGCUAAAACAGUGGACGGCGUUGAAGAACUGGAAGCUGCCGUCGCGGCAGCGGCUGCUGACUUUCAGACCGUGACCAAAAAACAGCGUCGCAAGAAGCGUAACUCACUUUCUAACUCGACUACUGGCAGUAAAACCAAGGAGCUGCUAGAACAGUCACACAUGAACCUGUUUUAUAAUGCUUCGUCGCCCUCAGUGAUGAUGCGUCCCCCUCGUCAACCACCAAGUAUUUCAGCAGGCAGCCAAAUUGCCAUUCAAAUAAGCGGAGGCACUGUCGGAAACGGACUUGGUGGUGGCAAUGAAGCAGCAAAGAAAUUGGUAGCGAGCGUACCACCAUCUGAACCAUCAGACUUGGAUUCUGAUGGAGGUGACAGUGUUCAUUCCUUGCCCGUCCAGCCAUCGGCGCCUCUCUUCCCUUACCCGCCCAUGCAUCAACAACCUCCGUCGUCGGCGCAGAACUCAAUUUCGUACGCCGAUAUCAUACGGUCGGAACAGCAUCACGCCAAAAGUGAUGUGGUGUUCCUUGCUGAGUCUAGUCAGCCUAUCGAUGUCAAACAACUCUGUGCCACCAGCCCAAAUACUGCGAUCCCAGCUGUCGGAACCAACCCAUCAACCGCUCCUGCUCCUUUAACUGAUCUUGUUGCCUCUGCCGCGACUUUUACUGCUGCGGCUAACGUGCCUUGCAACAGAGCAGCGCCCAGAGCAUCCCUUUCAGGAGUUCCUUUGAGACGAGCUGCCUCUCUGCCGCCCACCUCACCUAGCGUCGAAACUCCACCAGUUGUGAUCGUCGGAUCCAGUUCCAGCACUCAGGUGGACGUAACAUUUGGGUUUGAGUUAAAUGAACAGCUGUUGGCUCUAUCAAUACAACCGUCCCCGCCAUCUCAGCAGCCAAAGGAAACUCAGUCCAGCCUUCUCACUUCGCCAGAGGCAUAUACAGAACCGAUUAUGGUAUCGUUCUCUCCAGAACCAAGGUCGGAGACCAAGCCAGAUCCCGAACUCUACCCGUCUUCUUCUACUCCUCUGUCGUCUUCUCCCGAGGCGGCCUCUACACCUACUGCAGUUGAUUUUGCAUCUCGUUAUCGCGAACGACCAGAACUGCUCAAUCCUCCUCUUUCUCGACGAUCGUACGAAAUAGUUGAUUUCAUCAGUCAAGCUUGGAAAAGAAUUGAACGGAAGCUGGAUGAACAGCAACAGCAUAACAUUGGCAGUAAUGGGGGCCUGGCCCUUCAAUCAAGUAUUCGUGUGUAUACUUUGGAGUGAAGUGAGGAGUUUGGAAGAUAAAUCGGCAUCCAGACUCGCUGCUAGGGAUCGAGCGGCAAACUUUGUGAUCGGAAUCAUACUUUUGUGUGAAUAUGUGACUGGUUCGUCAGACCAAACUUUAGUGCACCGUGUGCGCGCGUCCAGACGGGCUCCCUACAAACUGCAAUCGCCUGUGAAUCAGUGACGACGUCCAAAGCGAAUCGCAGUGGACAUGUCGACGUCGCCAGUGUGCGUGCUUGGUUGUGUGAGACUCUUUUUUUUUUUAGUGUGUAUGUAUGUUCAUUUGAUUUUCUGUUGUUGAUGUUCCAGCCGUCUAGUCGUGGAGGACGAAGGGUAUCGUUUAUCAAGAGAAGAAAAAAAAAAAAGAAUCUUUUUAGAUUAUUUUCUCUUAUGUGAGUUAUUGCGAGACAAAUGGUUAAGCCCCUCUCUCUCUCCCUCGUCUAAUUGGCACAUCCCGCUCCAUACAGCUUCUAGCUUCUAAUUUGAUUGCGAUCCUGCUCUCUUUAAAUUCCUUUCGUUUUCAGUAAUUUCUCCAAUGAGUUGAUAAUUGUUAUUUGAACACUUUCUUUUUCUUCGUUAAAUAAAACAAAACAAAAUAAA